ACGAAAGUAGAGAUGCCCUCGUCACAGUUUUAAAAUUAUUUUAUGAUAGGCUAAAUGAUUUGAAAGACUCUGGGCUAGUAAAGGAACUUAGGAAUUAGCUGUGACGUUCUUUAAGUUAUGACGUCAUAUUCGAUGUAAACAAAAGAAACGCUUUCAUCAGAUAUGAAGAAGAAAGAAAUAUGAAGUUCUUAGACAAUUAUGGAAGUAGUCAUUAUCAUCUUUUAUGUGCUUUUUCUACCUGCAGUCUCAACAUUUCUCAACAUUACCUGUCCUUAUGCACAUAACUGGUAUUUGACUGCUUCUGUUAAAUGCCUAGCAGUUACCAAUUACACCUGUUUAUAUGAUUCAGUAAACAAGAAUUUCAAACACAAUUGCAAAGGACCAUCCAAAAAGCCACCAGGAGAAAAGUCUGUAAUCAACUUAGGUAAUUUUGAUACUGUGGAUUGUUCAGAUGAACGGUACCAAUCAAGACCAUUUUCAUCAACUCAGGGAACUAACUGUACCCUUCAAAAGUCCCUAUGCAAUGAGGAAGGACAAGUUAUAUACACCAAUGGAAGUACAACUGCAGACAGAAAAUGUAGAUGUGACUUUACAAAGAACUAUGCAUUUGUUUCUGCAAAGCGUAAUGAUCAAUGUUCCUGUGAUCCAGUUCAGGAGGACUGUACAUGUCUCAUAAAAAAAUGUAACAAUGGACAGAAACUCUCGUCAGACUACAAGUGUGUACCACAAAAUGAGAGGAUUUUUACAUGUUCAGAGAUAACAUAUUUCAAGAAUGGAAAUGAAUCAGAAGGAAUAGAUUUCAGUAAUUUUGAAGAAAAUGGCAAUGUGAUUAAUGGUACCGUGCUUCCAUACAGAACUAACACAGCCAUUAUUAUAAAUGGAUUUUUCUUUGUAAUAGUUUUAUUUAUGGGGCUGUUGUGUUAUGGACAGAGAAUAAAUAUUUUCUUUACAAAGUUUGAAAUAGUUGUUGGCUUGAAAGAUGUUACAUGUUUUGAGCAUGAAGAUGCCAUAUUUACAUGUGAAGUAACUAAAAAAGCAACUGGAGUUAAAUGGUGCAAAGGGGAUCAUUUAAUUUCUUCAGGAGACAGAUUUACAGAAUUGAAAGAAAAACAUAAAUACAUACUCAAAAUUGUUAAUGUGCAUAUGGAAGACAAAGGUCACUACACCAUCAAUUUUAAAGAUACUCUUUCAAAAGCAGAGCUUAAUGUUUUCAAGGAGGACUUUACGUUCAGAAUUAAGUUGCUGUUAGAGAAAGUAGCAAAGCCUGUAGUGAAAAGUAUAUUUGAUGAAGAAUUUUCUCCUAGCGUACUUCAAAAAGAACUGAAGAAGAGAUACCCAGAAAUCAAUGAUUUGAAAGCAGAAAAACAUAUUAAUUUUGAUGAUAUUGAUUUAUUAUAUCCUAAAACAGUUAAAUACAAAAUCAAGUUGAUACAUAAGGAUCUUAAAUAUACCAGUGAUUUAGAAGAUAAAAAUUCUACAGCGUUUAAAGAAAAAGCCCAAAAUAUUGAGGGAUAUGUAGCUGAUUUGUACACAUCUGUAAAGGGACAGCAGAAAGUAAAAGUAUUAGAAUUUGGACCUGUAUUUAUGCUCAUAACCUUUGAGAUAACUACUGAAGAAAGUGAACAAUUUGAAUUAAAAUCUACACUCUCUUCUGCUAUAGAAGCACAAAUCAUUCCACCUUUUACAGUAUGUGAUUUAAAGGCAUUUGAAGCUAUUGGCGAAAGAGAAAAUUUGUAUAAGGUCAGUGUAGUUUUUACAAACCUAGAAUAUAAAAACAUCCAAGCUGAGUUAAAGAAAGUUGAAGAAGCUUUAAAAGAAAAAUUGCAAACAAGUUUUCCAAGAUGUGCAGUAAAAGUUGUAGACUAUAAGCCAUACAAUUCAUCUCUGGCUGUGACUCUGAAGUUAACAUCUAGAAAUUUUAACCAGUACAAAGACCUUAGUGGUAAACUUGAGAAAGCUAUUAAAUUGAAAGCCUGUCCAUUUACUGAUGUUGCUUUAAGAUCAUUUGAAUUUGUGGAAAAUAAAAAUUUGAAACCUUUAUCUGAAACUUUUGACUUGCGUUUGAUGAUUGUUCUAUUAAGAAAUCUUACUCAAUUGGACAUUGCUGACAGAUUGCCUUUUGGUGACAAUAAAUCUAUAGGUGCUGAUAUAUCUAGGAUUAAAUUUUUUCGGAUUAAGUUUUUACACUCAGAGAAAGUUAUUACAAAAGGACAGUUUGAAGAUAUAUGGGAUGGACUAGAGAUGCCACUAAAUAGACUUAGUGAUAACAAAUAUAAAUCAAUGAUGAUCAAGUUGAAAAAGAAGAAACAAAUAAGUGAAAAAAUAUCAAAAGAGUUAGAGCAGAGGUUACACCCUGAUGCAGGUCUAUCAGAUGAAGAUGAGAUUGACAGUGGUGGAGACGAAGUACAUAAAGAUAGUGAUACUGACGAAGAAGAAGAGAGAGCUAUUCAGAUUAACAGAAUGGUUAAUAAAGCUGCUAGAGUUAAAUUUGACCAAGAGUUUCCUCCAGAUAGACUUCACACAAUAAUUAGUAGAAAGAAAACAACUUUGGAAGAUUACAAAGAAAGGAAACAAAUCACACCAACACAACUAGAAGCUUUAUUGAAUGACAAGCCAACCUCAGAGAAACUUGAACUGUCCUUGCUUGUAAGACUUAUUUGGAUAUUAAGAGAUACAGCUAGAAAAAAUUCACCAAUAAGUGAAAUUGAUUACCACAAUCUUUGUAGUCUAAAAGAUUUGACUGAUGACCUCAGUAAACUGUCUUAUACUGAACAGGAAAUUGUGAACAUAUUUAAAAUUCUGCACACGCUUGCUAAUAAGGAUUUUAUUUCUUACCCUCACCACAGAGGUAGUAACAGUGCUUGUGGACCUUGAGAAAGUGUGUUUGGAUCUGUUGCUUAAGACUUGCAUGAAUGAAGACAAUUGUCCUUUGCCAUAAACAUAUGGAGUAAGAUAAUCAGACUCAGAAUUUAGCCAAUCAAAAUACUUGAUUUGUUG
This is a messenger RNA of Mytilus trossulus (common blue mussel), 2997 nucleotides long. RefSeq lists its product as uncharacterized. The record is from RefSeq and is a predicted model, not a curated record. The transcript is spliced from 22 exons. The coding region runs from base 199 to 2874 and encodes 891 amino acids. Lineage: Eukaryota; Metazoa; Mollusca; Bivalvia; Mytilida; Mytilidae.